UCUGCGCAUGCGUGUCAGAGGCGCUUGCUGCGGACCGGUCAGGCAGUUCCUUCCUUGGAAGGAGAGAUUCCUCUGCCAUGGAGUCUUACGAUGUGAUCGCCAACCAGCCUGUUGUGAUCGACAACGGAUCCGGUGUGAUUAAAGCUGGGUUUGCUGGUGAUCAGAUCCCCAAAUACUGCUUUCCAAACUAUGUGGGCAGACCCAAGCACGUUCGUGUCAUGGCAGGAGCCCUUGAAGGUGACAUCUUCAUUGGCCCCAAAGCUGAGGAGCACCGAGGGCUGCUCUCCAUCCGGUACCCCAUGGAGCACGGCAUUGUCAAGGAUUGGAAUGACAUGGAGCGCAUCUGGCAAUACGUCUAUUCUAAGGACCAGCUGCAGACGUUCUCAGAGGAGCAUCCUGUGCUCCUGACAGAGGCACCUCUGAACCCGCGGAAAAAUCGAGAACGCGCUGCUGAGGUUUUCUUUGAGACCUUCAAUGUGCCGGCCCUUUUCAUCUCCAUGCAAGCUGUACUCAGCCUUUAUGCCACAGGCAGGACCACGGGGGUGGUGCUGGACUCUGGGGACGGCGUCACCCACGCUGUGCCCAUUUACGAGGGCUUUGCCAUGCCUCACUCAAUCAUGCGCAUCGACAUCGCCGGCCGGGACGUCUCUCGCUUCCUUCGCCUCUACCUGCGUAAGGAGGGCUAUGAUUUCCAUUCAUCCUCGGAGUUCGAGAUUGUCAAGGCCAUAAAAGAAAGAGCCUGCUACCUGUCCAUAAAUCCCCAGAAGGAUGAGACGCUAGAGACGGAGAAGGCUCAGUACUACCUGCCUGACGGCAGCACCAUCGAGAUUGGUCCUUCCCGAUUCCGGGCACCUGAGCUCCUGUUCAGGCCUGACCUGAUCGGCGAGGAGAGUGAGGGCAUCCAUGAGGUGCUGGUGUUUGCCAUCCAGAAGUCUGACAUGGACCUGCGGCGCACGCUUUUCUCUAACAUCGUGCUCUCAGGAGGCUCCACCCUGUUCAAAGGUUUUGGUGACAGGCUACUGAGUGAAGUGAAGAAACUGGCUCCGAAAGACGUGAAGAUCAGGAUAUCAGCACCUCAGGAGAGACUGUAUUCCACAUGGAUUGGGGGCUCUAUCCUCGCCUCCCUGGACACCUUUAAGAAGAUGUGGGUCUCCAAGAAGGAAUAUGAGGAAGACGGCGCCCGAUCCAUCCACAGGAAAACCUUCUAAUGCUGGGACAUCAUCUUCACCUUUCUCUGAAGUUAACUCCACUUUAAAACUCGCUUUCUUGAGUUGGAGUGUUUGCGAGGAACUGCCUGUGUGUGUGAGUGUGUGCGUGGGUACCAGUAUGUGCACCUAUGCGAGUGCCAUGUGGCCCCAGAAUCCCAGGGCCCAGAAAGGACGAUGAACUACCCAUGAUGGUGACGGCCUGAGGCCUGGGGUUGACCACUGGCUGGCCCCUGGCAGGGAAGAAUGCUGGCAGAGGGCCCCACUCCUUCAUCUGCCGGGCCUUUGCCUGGCUGUGUGGGACUAUGUUUACUACCUUAGGGACACAGAGGGAGGUAGACCUAACCCUGGAACACCUUGCUGCUGCCCUUCCCAGGCUGGACGAGCCCUACCCCCACCCCACCCCCAGGUGCCCUGAGGCCCACAGCCGCUGCUGCCUCCCUUGCUCAUCAUUCUGUUCCCGAUGCCUCUUGAUCACGGACUGAGGACUGGAAACGGGGUUGAGUUCUACCCAGUUUUGAUUGCCGUUUGGGUCUGGGAAGCUAGAAGGGCUGUUACUGAGACUCCAGGGUCAGGAGAGGGCAGGAUGCCCUUAACUCUACCUGGGGCCAGGACCACACUGGGCAUUUGAGGAGGGCAGGAGUCCUGCUACUUCUGAUUGGCGGGAGAGUUAAUGUUCCAACCCCAAGCCCCUAUCCAAGGGGUUCUCCAGAGAGUUUAAGGAGCCUGUUGGCUCCAGGCCCCACUACUUGCUUUUCAUCCGUCCUUGGGUAAUGCCAUCUUCAAUUUUAUUUAUUGAAGUGUUUGUUCAAAAUAGAGACUGGAGGGAGGGAGCUCACUGCCUCCUGCCCACGGGUCACCCUUUUAACACUAAUGUUUACAGCACCUAAGCUUAGUGUAACCUCCAGGGCCUCCUUGCUGCUGGUGAAACAACAGCAUCCAUGGGCUGAGGCCAUGUGAGAUCUGAGCUACACGAAGACACUCUGCCAGCCUCUUUCUCCCUCUUCCACUUGCUCGCUGCCCUGGAGUCAACAGGCCGGUUGCUGCUUGGGUUUUCUGAAACAGGAGGCAGAAUCGCUCUUUGGCAGAGGCCCUAGCAAAGGAGUGGUGUUGGGUAUCUAGCCCCAUUAGGGUUGGAGAGAAAGGUGAAAUUAGCCAAUUUGCCUUUUCCCACUCUAGCUGACCUGAGGGGCUAGGCUGUAGAGGUGAGAAGGCUCCUUCUGGGCUGGUUUUGUGCCGUUCUUUGGGCUCAUUUGGUUAGGGAGGGAGGAAGCCAGACCUAGGUGCCAGGAGCUGGUAGGCUCAGGCUCAUCUCUGGUCCAGUGGGACCAGGCUCCUACCCUGGACUGGGUUGGCCUAGCAGUGGUCCAAAGGCCCUUAACCCCAGAUGGUACAAAGCUGGGGCUAGCAAUUGUUCACGGGCACCCUCACCUGACACCAAGACCUGCCCAUCCCCGAUUCAGGCAGUAUUCUCCCCGUGCCGUCCAGUGACCAAAGGCCCUGCCAGGUAUGGGCCACAGCAGCAGGUGUGUGUGAAAGCAGUGUGGCAACCGCGGACUGCAGUGUGCUUAACCAGCUCACCUCCCUUCUUUUAGCCCAAGCCUGUCCCUCGCACAGCCUCGCACAAACCACGUUGCCUGGUGGGGCCCAGUAUACUUAAUAAAGUCCUUCCAAUAGA
This is a messenger RNA of Artibeus jamaicensis (Jamaican fruit-eating bat), 2883 nucleotides long. RefSeq names its product actin related protein 1A (gene ACTR1A). Lineage: Eukaryota; Metazoa; Chordata; Mammalia; Chiroptera; Phyllostomidae. The record is from RefSeq and is a predicted model, not a curated record. The coding region runs from base 78 to 1208 and encodes 376 amino acids. The transcript has 11 exons.